AUGGAGCCCCAACUGACCAAAACUGAGCAAGAAUUCAUGGAGCAGGCCUUCCGACACGCCCACGAAGCCCUAGCAGCCCAGGAAGUCCCCGUGGGGUGCAUUUUCGUCCACAAUCACACCCAAAUCAUCGCCUUUGGGCGCAACACAGUCAAUGAAACUAAAAACGCCACCAGACACGCUGAAAUCAACUGCAUUGAACAAGUCACAGACUAUUGUCGAACAAAUAACUUAAACUUGAAACAAUUUUUCAAACAAAUUUCGGUUUUUGUGACCGUGGAGCCGUGCAUUAUGUGUAUUAAUGCGUUGUAUGACUUGGAAGUGGAAAGUAUUGUUUUUGGUUGUAAAAAUGACAGGUUUGGGGGUCGCACUGUGUUCGAUGUUGGGGCUAUGGUUCACCCAAAGACGCUCAUCAAGGGGGGUUUCAGGGCCGAGGAAGCCAUGGAUUUGCUAAAGGAGUUCUACAAGGGGGUCAAUCCGAGCGCCCCCCCAUCUAAGGUCAAAGUUAGGGGCAAAAAAACCUAGGCUAAGUUUUAUAUUGUUACAUUUUGAUACCGUUUCUUAGACGCAAGAAUAAAGUUUAAUUUUUGUUAUUCAGGGUGAAAGAAUUGAAACACCGUAAGCGUCAUUUUAACUUGUUUAUGCAAUAAUUUAAAUCUAGAUUUCUUAUCUACAAAUUUCAAUAUAAAAACGUACAUUUUUUAUAAAUAAUGAUAUAAUACAAAAAAAAUGGCCGAA
Messenger RNA from Tribolium madens (black flour beetle), 735 nucleotides. Its product is annotated as tRNA-specific adenosine deaminase 2. The transcript has a single exon. Gene Ontology annotation, biological process: tRNA wobble adenosine to inosine editing. Gene Ontology annotation, molecular function: tRNA-specific adenosine-34 deaminase activity. Bases 1 to 522 code for a protein of 173 amino acids. The record is from RefSeq and is a predicted model, not a curated record. Gene Ontology annotation, cellular component: nucleus; cytoplasm. NCBI's taxonomy places the organism in Eukaryota, Metazoa, Arthropoda, Insecta, Coleoptera, Tenebrionidae.